AUACUCUGGUUUCCAUUAACCAGUGGAACUGAGAGCGCUGGAGAAACAGAAGUGGCUUUCACGAGAAAGGUGGGGUGCCAACAACACCCUCACAACAGGAUUACAAAGUCUAUAGAUUCUGAAGGCCCAAGCUGAUGAGAGCAACGUAGCCGCUAAGAGUGAGCAAAAACGUGUCUUGGAAAGGACAUUUAUCUAAGGAGCCAUGGAGCUGGGAGACGGGGACGCUCAGCAGAUAAGGCAAGUGCUGCUUUUCUUUGUUUUCCUGGGAGGGUCUUUGGUUUGCUCUGAGACCUGGAGCUAUUCUGUGGCAGAGGAAACGGAGAUUGGAUCCUUUAUAGCCAACGUAGUGAAAGACAUGGCUUCAGGUGCAAAAGACCUGGCUGCACGAGGGGCCAGAGUAAUUUUUGAUGACUAUAAACCAUAUUUGCGAUUGGAUCUGCAGACAGGCGACUUGCUUGUAAAUGAACAACUGGACCGGGAGGCACUGUGUGAUCUCACUGAGCCGUGCAUAUUGCAUUUCCAAGUGUUAUUUGAAAAUCCUCUGCAAUUUUUCCGUGCUAACCUUUUGGUCAAAGACAUAAAUGAUCAUACUCCCACGUUCUUAGACAAACACAUACUUCUAAAAAUCUCAGAAGUUACUGCACCAGGAACCUCAUUCCAGUUGGAUAGUGCUCAGGACUUGGAUGUGGGAAAGAAUGGUGUUCAAAACUAUACAAUAAACCCCAACCCCCAUUUCCACCUUAAAUUACAAGAUGAAGAUAAGGGCAGAAAAUACCCCGAGCUAGUAUUAGACCAAUCUCUGGAUAGAGAAAAGGUUCCUGAGCUUGGUUUAACCCUAACUGCCUUUGAUGGUGGGUUUCCGCCCAGGUCUGGGACUGCACAGAUUCGCAUUGUGGUCCUGGAUAUUAAUGACAAUGCCCCAGAGUUUGAGAGGCCGCUCUAUGAGGUUCAAAUACCAGAGAACAGCCCUUUGGAUUCCUUGGUCAUCAAGGUGUCUGCUACAGAUUUAGAUGCAGGAGUAAAUGGAGAACUAUCUUAUUCAUUUUCCCAUGUCUCCAGAGACAUAAGGAAAAUAUUUGAAAUCCAUCCAGAUUCUGGCCAAGUCUAUUUAAAAGCAAGUCUGGAUUUUGAGACAAUUCAGUCUUAUACAGUAAAUAUUCAAGCUGUGGAUGGUGGGGGCCUUUCUGGAAAGUCAGUCAUUUUAGUUCAUGUUGUAGAUGUGAAUGACAACCCACCAGAAAUAGCCAUGACAUCUCUUACCAGCCCUAUACCUGAAAACUCUUCGCCUGAGAUGGUGGUCGCUGUUUUCAGCGUUAGAGAUCAAGAUUCUGGAGAUAAUGGGAAGACGGUUUGUUCAAUACAAGACAAUCUUCCCUUUUACUUGAAACCUACCUUCAAGAAUUUCUACACUCUGGUAACAGAGCGCCCACUGGACAGGGAGGCCAGGGCCGAGUACAACAUCACCAUCACCGUCACCGACCUGGGCACACCCAGGCUGACCACAGAGCACAGCAUAACAGUGCUGGUCUCCGACGUCAACGACAACGCCCCCGCCUUCACCCAGGCCUCCUACACCCUGCUGGUCCGCGAGAACAACAGCCCCGCCCUGCACAUCGGAACCAUCAGCGCCACAGACGCAGACGCGGGCACCAACGCCCAGGUCACCUACUCGCUGCUGCCGCCCCACGACCCGCAGCUGGCCCUGGCCUCGCUGGUGUCCAUCAACGCCGACAACGGCCAGCUGUUCGCGCUCAGGUCGCUGGACUACGAGGCCCUGCGCGCCUUCGAGUUCGGCGUGCGCGCGGCAGACCGCGGCUCGCCCGCGCUCAGCAGCCAGGCGCUGGUGCGCGUGCUGGUGCUGGACGCCAACGACAACGCGCCCUUCGUGCUCUACCCGCUGCAGAACGGCUCUGCCUGGCUGCUGUUCGUGGCGGCGCGGCUGUGCAGGAGGGCCAGGGCGGCCUCGCUGGGGGGCUGCUCGGUGCCCGAGGGCCCCUUCCCGGGCCACCUGCUGGACGUCAGCGGCACUGGGACCCUGUCCCACAGCUACCAGUAUGAGGUGUGUCUGACUGGAGGCACUGGGGCCAGCGAGUUCAAGUUCCUUAGGCCGGUUAUCCCCAACCUUCUACCCCAAGGCUCUGAAAUGGAUAAGGUCCCACCCUUUUGAAAGGCUUUUGGGUUCAAUUAGGGACCCGAUUAUGAUGCAGAAUUUUUAGAAUGAGUCUGUUUCUUCUAGAUUUUAGUCAUUGUAAAGUUCUUCAUUUUAAGUGUCUUUGUUUCACUUUAGAGUUUUCAGCUUAAAAAAAAUUUAAACCUAUCUUUUGUCGUUCUUUAUAUUAAUAGUGAAAAAAUUAAGGUGAGCUGGGAUUUGCUUAAUCUGUUCCAAAAUGCAAACUCAAGUAAUUCACUCACAUAAAUUAACUUUCCCUUCAAGUUUAAUUGUAUGCUAGUCUCAGUCAUACUUUCUGGGUCUGGCCCUGUAUUCUCUCACCAAAGCAGUUUUUAUAUUGUUGAUAAUAUUAUAGAAAAAAUGCAUGAUACGAAUAAAAUCACAAUUCAUGGUUAGGUUGGUUUUUAAAGAGAUUAUAUAACUUAGAUUUUUAAAAAGUAUAAUCCAGGCCAGCUGUGGCAUGGUG
Molecule: messenger RNA, 2636 nt
Organism: Tupaia belangeri chinensis (Chinese tree shrew)
Lineage: Eukaryota; Metazoa; Chordata; Mammalia; Scandentia; Tupaiidae
Product: putative protocadherin beta-18
Exons: 2
Coding region: 203-2167 (654 amino acids)
Biological process (GO): homophilic cell-cell adhesion
Cellular component (GO): plasma membrane
Molecular function (GO): calcium ion binding
Source: RefSeq, a predicted model, not a curated record